Molecule: messenger RNA, 1999 nt
Organism: Athene cunicularia (burrowing owl)
Lineage: Eukaryota; Metazoa; Chordata; Aves; Strigiformes; Strigidae
Source: RefSeq, a predicted model, not a curated record
AUGCUAGAUGGCUUCAGGACAGACCCACUGGAGACCAAGGCUGAGCCCAUCAGCAACAGUGGAGUGCCUCUGAGAACGUGUGAACUCGUGAGAGUGGACAGUGAUACGGUAUUUGUGUUUUGGAGGAUAUGGGAAAUUUAUCCCCAAGGAUAUUUGCAGAAAGCAAAAGAAAUCGUAGAAAGCCUCCCCCAUGUGUAUCCUCUGGUUAAAACAGAGUAUGUGUACGAGGAUGAUAGUGUUAACCAUCCUCAGGUUAUCACCAAGGAAGUCCCAUUUACAGCAACUGAAUUGGCAAAGCUGAGAAAAGAUUUUGCAAGAACUGCAAAAGAAUCAGAGACAGAGUAUGUGUGGAGAGUGUCUUUGUCAGGAGAGGGUGGAAUUUUGUUGUCAGAAAAAGAAGCAGAAGGAUAUUGGUAUCCAGGUAUGUUUCUAACUACUGGUGACCACCGAGCCCCAUGGUCAUUGACUCAGAGAGCUGCGUACUGAGCCGGCGGGCUGAACUCCUUGGAGACGGGAGAUCCCCUUGCCAUAACAGGUAUGGUGGAUCAGUUAGUGGAAAGUGUGCAGAAGGCGGCCUGUCUGCAGGUGAUGUAUGAUCAGGAGCUCAAGCCCAACCAGGGCUCCCUGAUAAUGAUGACUGUGGACUCGGAAAGGAUGACUCCCCUGAUACGAGGACUCCCUGACACCAUUGCUAUUCAUUUGCAAGGGAAGAUUCAGAACACCCCCAAUGCAGAAAGAAUGAUGGCCGCUAUGGAGGGGAUAGUGACCCCUGACCAUCAACGGCCAGGGACAAAAGUAUGGACAUGGGGAGAGGUAGCCCAGGAAUUGAUUAAUUUUGGGAGGAAAUAUGGCCCCAUUGGUAGAUCAUCCCAAAGAACUGAAUCCAGGGUUGUACGGGCUGAAGAGCAAAUUAGUGGGCAACAAUCAUCCAUGAGGAAGGGCCAAGGCUUGGGAUCACCCUGAGGACAGAAUUCUGGGAGAGAAAGGCCCCUAACUCGACAAGGACUGUGGCAACUAGGGCUUCCGAAAGGUAUUCCCCAGGAUUUGAUGGGCGGACUCCCGACUCAAAAAUUAGAACAACUUGUGCAGAACGGGUGGAUGUCGCUGCACAAGGUCUCCAGUUCCUUGAGGAGGAUGGCGAGGUCAGUUGCCUCCUGCCCAGCCUGGGGGACAGCUUGCAGGUGGCACACCUCUACUCCCACCAAUCCAUCUCAUUUUCAAGGACAACCCAUCUUGGUCAAACUUCCCACGGUAGGCAAAGUGCCACUGGUGUUGGACACACCCCUUAAUAAACACACCUGGAAGGCAAAAGAUGCUUGUGGAAAAAGUCUUAAGAUUCACACUAGAUGGAUUGUUCCCUCUUUCUAAAGUGAGAAGUGAAUUUGUUUUUUGUUUCACUUUCAGAAGGAAGCAACACAGAUGCACCCACAGAAGAACUGAAGCAGACACAGAUUUUAAUGUAAUUUGGUUGGAUGUGUAUGUUAAUUUUUGCUAUAUUGUUUUGGGGAUUUACCUAUAAGAGGGAAGGGAAGCCAACUCCCCCACUCGCCCCCCAGCCCAUAUGACCCCUUUGAGGAUAAUGAAUUCAUUUUGUUAGUAAAAACUGUAAGCCAAACCUUUAAUCUAAGUCACUGUUGGGUUUGUGGGGGACCUCUAGGAUUAUCAAGAUGGCCAUGGUUCUCUACACCCCUCACUCCAGCACAAAUUGUAAGCAAUUAUAGUGAAACAAAUAACACCACCUAGGAUGAUAGUGGAACAUGGCCAAUUCAAUUUCCUACAAUGGGUCAAUAUUGCUUAAAUUUUACCCAGAAGGGAGGGGUCAAUGUGGGGGAAAGCAAGUGUCAAUGGACACUCAUACAUAAAUUGGUUAACAAAGAUAGAGAUGUUUAUAUAUGGGUGUGGUUUGAUGAAACCGGAUGCAACAAAGGGUUUAAAGGGUUUUGGUCAAACAAAAAUGAAACCUUAUUUGUCCGAUGGCCUGGAAACCACAUUUACCAUC